AUGUCAACCGUAAGACUUGGAAGGAAUUUCCUUAGAACCAAGACUAGUAGUUCUACCUCAGCAUUGGCUUAUAAGACAUUACAUCGUAAUCAAAAAAGACCACCUUUGCCAACUUUAGAAACUCCAAACUGGUCAGCCGAUGCAGCAGUUUCUUCAAUUUUAUAUGAAACUCCUGUACCUUCAAGAGCUCCAAAGAAACAACAUGUUUUAAAUUGUUUAGUUCAAAAUGAACCAGGGGUUUUAUCAUCAGUUUCCGGUACUUUAGCUGCCAGAGGUUUUAAUAUUGAUUCUUUAGUUGUUUGUAAUACUGAAGUUAAAGAUUUAUCAAGAAUGACUAUUGUCUUAGCUGGUCAAGAUGCUGUUAUUGAACAAGCCAGAAGACAAAUCGAAGAUUUAGUCCCUGUAUAUGCUGUAUUAGAUUACAGUAAUGCUGAAAUCAUCAAAAGAGAAUUAUUAUUAGCAAGAGUUUCAAUCUUAGGACCUGAAUAUUUCCAAGAAUUAAUUGCCAGUCAUAAAGUUUUCACUAGUGAUGGAUCAUCUAUACCAGAUUUAGAAGCUCCAGAAUCAGCUUAUCAUCCAAACAAUUUACCACCAAGUGAAGCCUUAAGACAAAAACAUAAUCAUUUAGAUCAUAUUUCAACCAUAACCGAAAAAUUCGGUGGUAAAGUUGUUGAUAUCUCUGAUAGAAAUGUUAUUGUGGAAUUAAGUGCUAAACCUUCAAGAAUUUCUUCAUUUAUUCAAUUAUUACAUCCAUUUGGUAUUUUAGAAUUAGCAAGAUCUGGUAUGAUGGCUUUACCAAGAACUCCAUUAGAUCAUGCUGUUGAAGAUGAAGAACCAGUUGAUGCUACUGAUAUUGUUGAUGCUUCUCAAUUACCUCCAGGUUAA
Yamadazyma jaroonii is the source of this 885-nucleotide messenger RNA. NCBI's taxonomy places the organism in Eukaryota, Fungi, Ascomycota, Pichiomycetes, Serinales, Debaryomycetaceae. The record is from the annotation of a GenBank genome assembly.